This is a messenger RNA of Conger conger (European conger), 964 nucleotides long. RefSeq names its product jupiter microtubule associated homolog 1-like. Gene Ontology annotation, cellular component: nucleus. The record is from RefSeq and is a predicted model, not a curated record. The transcript is spliced from 5 exons. Lineage: Eukaryota; Metazoa; Chordata; Actinopteri; Anguilliformes; Congridae. The coding region runs from base 141 to 608 and encodes 155 amino acids.
CCCCUCGCUUCCCCUUCAAUUCGGUGUAAGUCGGGUGGAGCAUAUGAGGGGGUGAAGAGAAGAAAGGAUUUACGCAACGGCUAAGCAGUUUAUAGAAUCACCGUUACUACAACGUGGUUAUUAAAUUAGACUGUAAAAAAAUGACUACGACCACCACUUUCCAGGGGAUGGAGCCAGAUGCAAAAAGUAGUUCCAGGGUACUGCGGCCCCCUGGGGGAUCCUCCAGCAUAUCCUUCGGCACGGACGAGGAUAAGCCGCCAGCUCGCAAGAACAGAACCGCCUCCAACAUCUUCGCGGAGCCCGACGACCCCCACGCUCAUCGACGGAACAACCCGCCCGGCGGGAAGCCCACGGGGGUGCUGUGUGGGGAACCGUCGGCCCCCCUGAGACGGUGUCACCAUGCCAACCAGAACAACUGCCUGUCCGAGGAGCCCAGCACCGGGGAUGGGAAAGUGGAGCAGCCAAGUGCCGGCCAUGAAGAGGAGCCAGAGGAGGUUCCAGAACAGAAGGAGGAGGCCCCACAGCCCUCGCCGCCCGUAGUAUCUGUGGAGCCGCCGUCCGGGCGAAGAAACCCCCCAGGCGGGAAGUCCAGCCUGAUCCUGGGAUGAAGUCGCCGCUCUCUCCCUCUCUCUCCUUGAACUCUUUCAUCAUUAUUUUUGAAAAGACUCCCUUUCCCCCAACCCCCCCCCCCCCCUUUCCUCUCCCAUGAGCCAUGGAGUUCUUCUCUUACUUUACAGCGCUUUGUUUUUUUUUUUUUACACAAACCCUCCCACAAAAAAACAAAACAAAAUGUCGACAAGCACUUUCUGUAUCUGCUGCAUUUCAGCCCAUCCUGUAGAGCAUCGGGCCUACUGAAAGAGGCAUGACACACAGCUCGACUUUCAUCCCCCCCCCCCUCCCCCCCAUGUAAAAAUGGUAAAGAUUUGAUGCGUGAAUUUCUAAAUACAAUAAAGAUUGAUAUGAA